GCCGACUCGUUCAUGACCGACACAAAGAGCCGGCUCUUUGAGCCGACUCGUUCCCGACCAACACAGAGCAGUGCGUGCGAAUGUGAAGAAAGAUAAGUAAACAGUUAGCUUGUUAAUAACGGGAUAAAAUGGACCCACAGAAAGAUGCUCAACCGCCUAAACAGCAACCUAUGAUCUACAUAUGCGGAGCCAGCAGAGCCCUUUACUCUGAGGUCUAAUCCGAGGCUCUCCCAUCAGAUCCUGCUGCAGCACUGCAUCGCUGUGGCACUUCCCCCCAUCUGUGACGUCACCUCCGACACCUCAUCCAGGGGGCGUGUCCAUCAGAAAUCCCCAGCCAGGCAGGCUCAGAUGUAGCUGCAGCUCUGCGAGAGAGAGAGAGAUAGGCAAAGACAGGGAGGGAGGAAGAGUUUAACACACUGCGGAGGGAGUACAGCCAUGGGGAACGCACAGGACAAACCCCCAGGCAGCGGAGGAGGGGGCGGUAGAUCGGACCAGGCCGCAGCGGGGAGCGGGACGCGAAGCCGGGGCGGAGGCGGCGCAGAAAAGCCCCACCGAGCUCCGGGGAAGGGGGUGGUGAACGGCUCACAGAGGGAAAACAGCCCUGCUGGUGGACAACAGCGGCAGGACAGCCCUGCAGUGGACACAAGUUAUCUGGAUGCCCCUGCUGGAGCCCUGCCUCCUCACCUGGCCCGGCUCAAGAACGCAGGGAACCACCUCUUCAAAAAUGGACAGUUUGGGGACGCCUUGGAGAAAUACACACAGGCCAUUGAUGGCUGUGCUGAAGCAGGCAUCGAUAGUCCAGAAGACUUGGGCAUCCUCUACUCGAACAGAGCAGCCUGUUUCCUGAAGGACGGAAACAGCACAGAAUGCAUACAGGACUGUACCAAGGCUUUGGAGCUGCAACCCUUUUCCUUGAAGCCCCUGCUACGCAGAGCUAUGGCCUAUGAGACACUGGAGCGCUACAAAAAGGCCUACGUGGAUUAUAAAACCGUCCUGCAGGUAGACACCGGGGUGCAGUCGGCUCGCGACAGCGUCCACAGGAUCACCAAGAUGCUUAUUGAUGAGGAAGGACCCCAGUGGAGAGAGAAUCUCCCAGAGAUUCCCACCGUCCCUCUGUCCGUGCAGCUGGAACACAGAGACAAACCAGUCAGCGCUGAAGUAGCUCAGGCCCGAGCCGCCAGAGCAGCGCAGGGCGAGGCCACAAAAAAUGAGGCCAGAUUCACUCUGCUGAAACGUGAAGGCAACGAUCUGGUGAAGAAAGGAACCUUCCAGAAGGCUAUGGAGAAGUACACUGAAUGUCUCGCUUUAAAACCGGAAGAAUGUGCUCUCUACACAAACAGGAGCAUUUGCUUCCUGAAACUGAAUCGCUUUGAAGAGGCCAAACAGGACUGUGACUCGGCGCUGCAGCUGGAGCCGGGCAACAAGAAAGCUUUCUACAGACGAGCGCUGGCUUACAAGGGUUUACAGGAUUACCUGUCUGCCAGCAGUGAUCUGCAGGAAGUCCUCCAGCUGGACCCCAACGUCCGGGAGGCCGAGCUGGAGCUGGAGGAGGUGACGGGCCUGCUGAGACAGAGCCUGAUGGACAGCACGGCACACACACCACGGGUUUGAUUUAUGUGGAGAAGUAUGGAGGCAGAGGAAGUUAACAUGUUCACUGAACUGAUGCAGUUGUGGAGGCAAAGGACUCUUUAAGCCAUCGACUGUAGUGAGUAACCCCUGAAAACUGGAAAUGACUGGCGUUGACUUCUUGGACAACCAGCUUUCUGCUCUGCACCAUCUGCAACGUGUGCAAACGGCACCAUAGCUCCUGAGUACACAACCUUACAUAACACAACAGGCAGCUUUAUUAAAAAAAGGCUAAAGUCGAGGCACCCUUGACCUGCUUGCACUAUAAAUCAUUCACAUUAUGAUGUAAUGUACUGUUUAUACAGAAUCAUGUUUUAUGGUGGAGUAGCAGGGGGGAAAGUGAGAGUGUAAUAUGUUGUGCCUUACCGAGAUUUCUACCGCAGUUUGGUUGAAAUACGCCAAGAUUUUUCCUCUGAUUUGUUUUUAAAAAUAUUGUGUUUGCUUGCAAAUUGGUUCACUGAGCUCAUGACUAAAGCACCGAUUCAACUUAACUAUGUUGUAUAUGAAGAUAGACAACUCCCUAAAAGAUUUUAAAGGUGAAUGAAAGUUAUUAUCUGUUAUGUAUCCAGCUCUUCCAGCUAUUUCAAGACCUUUGUCAUUGUUUACAUGUAUUUUCCGCUGCUAUUUACUAAAGCCAACCUUUCCUCUAAAGUAUAUUGUUAAAACUUUAAUUUAAGAUGGUAAAAUUAUAAUUUCCUACAGUUAGAAUAUCACAUGAGCUCAGUUAUUGUUAAUAAUAAAUGGUCACUUCUUUGGUUUAGGUAAUCCAGCAACUGAAGUCAGCGUUACUUAAUCCUGUACUGUAAGUGGGUCUCAGGUCUAAUCUUGAAUGUAACCAAGAUGAUGCGUACGUGUCCUUGUGUGUGAAUAGGUGUACCGUAUUUAUGUUUGGAAAGUUUCUUUAUCAGAGUAUUAUAGUUUUAAUAAUGGCUCAUAACUCCGAACUCUUUGAUCUGAUUGAAGAAUCUCUCAUAAAUCUGAAUGGUGGUGAAUUACAAUUCGAUAUGACCCAAAGCAGUCCAGUCUGAAAAACUAAAACAGCUUGUAGUCUGGAUCCUCCAUUGUAAGGUUGAAGUCUCAGAAGGUAUUCGGUAUGCUGCAGAUUACCCCCCCCCCACACAGACACCAUCAACAAACAGGUGUUUCUACUUCCUCUGCCUCAUUACAGCUCCCUUCAGGUCUCUGUACAGAAAGUGCUCGAUUGAUCGCUAUCUGUUUCUAUUUUUACACCUGAGAGGGAGGGACAAAAAAGACUUGUGUAACUCUAAUGACCAUCUUACACUAAAUGACCGAGAUCAAGAGCCACAACGGUCUGUGACAUUGACAUUUUGGUGAAAGGCCAGUAUGACCUGUUUGGAGGGACAAAUGACUCUUUUUGUUUCUUGCCCUCACUUCAAUAGGAGCUUAGGUCUAUUCAACCAACAUGACUAAAAACACCUGUGUAAGUGUGCAGGGCAUUUAAAUAUCUUUAUUUUAAACAUCACAAACAAUUUAAAUCUUUGAGUUGCACAAUGUCCCACAUCUUUUAUUUCAUUAAUACUUUGAUGUAUUCAUUUGGUUUGUCUGAUUUUAACUAUUUCCCCCUUGCGUUGUCUUAAUAAAAGCAUUAAAAAAAACUAAAUGAGAACACUUGCUAUGAGGCUAUAGGUGUUGCUUCGUGGAAUGUAAGAGCAUGUACUGUAUGUAAAUAGUUUGGAUGCAAAUGUAAAUAAUAAAAUGCUACAUGGCUGCUUUAAUGAG
Messenger RNA from Gymnodraco acuticeps, 3366 nucleotides. RefSeq names its product sperm associated antigen 1a (gene spag1a). Gene Ontology annotation, molecular function: protein binding. Gene Ontology annotation, biological process: axonemal dynein complex assembly. Gene Ontology annotation, cellular component: cytosol. Bases 436 to 1611 code for a protein of 391 amino acids. The transcript has 10 exons. NCBI's taxonomy places the organism in Eukaryota, Metazoa, Chordata, Actinopteri, Perciformes, Bathydraconidae. The record is from RefSeq and is a predicted model, not a curated record.